AUGCGCAACACCGGAUACGUCCACCUUGUCGCCCCUGCUGGACUUCACCCCGUGCGUCUGGCGCUCUGCAUCGGCGGUAUUGUCUUCGAAGAAAGGUCUUUAUCACCAACUGAUGUUGCGGAGGGGCAGUACGCAGAGUUACACGUGAAUGGAACAUCUUUUACGCAUUUUGAUGCUAUGAUUCGUCUUGCGGGACGUCUGAGUGGCCUAUAUCCAGUCAGCUCCCCCGUCAUGGCUCUCCAUGUCGAUGAAAUUCUUCACGUUCUGAACGAAGCACGAGCUAAAACAAACACCUCAAGCGAAUUAGAGACGACCAACAUCUUGCGUUACGCUUCGUCAAUCGAGGCACGACUUCAGCGUCUGGGAGGGAUUCCCGCGUUUAAGGUUUUGAAUGAUAACGUGUUUCUCCAUGAGAUCGCUUUGUACUGCUGGGUCAAGUCAAUUAGGAAGACGGAACUCGAUGUUGAGGUUGACAAGCAUAAGUGUAUCUUCGCAGCGGCGUCGAAGGUGGAGAAUCACCCAAGAGUGAAGCACCUGAGCACACAAGAUUCAAAAAUGUACCCGAAGCUGAAGCUCACUUAUUUUCCGUUUCCUGGACGUGCUGAGCCAAUUCGUUUGGCUCUGUUUAUCUCUGGGAUUCCUUUUGAGGACGAGCGCAUUGAUGUGGAAGAGCUAAACAAAAGACGCUCGACGCUGCCGUUUAACCAGCUACCGGUGCUUCAAGUCGAUGGAGAGGUCGUCUCACAGGCCCUAGGAAUUCUCCGCUAUGUUGGCACACUCGGGGGACUCUACUCGCCCAGUAAUAGCAAGGAGGUUUUCCGGAUCGACGAGUUGUUUUCCGUAAUCGAUGAAUUUUAUAGCUCCUACACUUGGAACGCGUCGUACUUUGAAACGGACUCGGUGGAGCAGAUGCGGUUGCGAACAAUUCUGGCGAAAGAAACUCUCCCCAAGACAUUGAACUUCCUCGAGCAGCGAACGUCGAAGUGGAAUGAACGCUAUUCUGUGUGUGCCAGACUCACCGUUGCGGACCUUGCUAUUUACUCGUUGCUAUGGACGUUUCAAAGCGGACGCAUUCUUGGUGUUCCAGUGUCUGUAGUUGCGCCGUACAAGAUGUUGCUCGGCAUUUAUGAAGCUGUCGCCAAUCAUCCAAAAGCGCGUGAAUGGGGUUUUAUGAAGCACUGA
Molecule: messenger RNA, 1182 nt
Organism: Phytophthora nicotianae INRA-310
Lineage: Eukaryota; Oomycota; Peronosporomycetes; Peronosporales; Peronosporaceae
Exons: 1
Coding region: 1-1182 (393 amino acids)
Biological process (GO): glutathione metabolic process
Molecular function (GO): glutathione transferase activity
Source: RefSeq, a predicted model, not a curated record